Molecule: messenger RNA, 2355 nt
Organism: Otolemur garnettii (small-eared galago)
Lineage: Eukaryota; Metazoa; Chordata; Mammalia; Primates; Galagidae
Gene: IL31RA
Product: interleukin 31 receptor A
Exons: 16
Coding region: 1-2355 (784 amino acids)
Biological process (GO): cytokine-mediated signaling pathway
Cellular component (GO): signaling receptor complex; external side of plasma membrane
Molecular function (GO): cytokine binding; cytokine receptor activity
Source: RefSeq, a predicted model, not a curated record
AUGGCGGCCAGCCCCCAGGACCUGCUAGCCUCAUUGUCCACCACUACUCCACUGACUGCCCUCUACAUUCCCAGAUGCAAACCCUCUGAACCAGCAGGACAUCUGUGGGACACCUCCGGAUACAUGAGGCUCUCUCCUCAGCCUUCCUGUGUGGACUCAGGGACGAUGUGGACCUGGGCACUGUGGAUGUUUCCUUUACUCUGUGAAUUCAGCCUGGCAGCUCUGCCAGCUAAGCCUGAGAACAUUUCUUGCAUCUACUACUAUAGGAAAAAUUUAACUUGCACUUGGAAUCCGGGGAAGGAAACCGGUUACACCCUGUACAGAGUUAAGAGAACUUACUCUUAUGGAAAUAAAAUUGAGAGUUGUACACUCAAUAGUUCUGCAAGUGAAAAUCGUGCUUCGUGCUCUUUUUUUCCUCCAAGAGUAACAAACAGAGAUGAUUGCACCAUUCAAGUGGAAGCUCAAAAUGCAGAUGGUGUAAUUAAAUCUGACAUAACAUCUUGGAGCAUGGAUGCCAUAGCAAAAACUGAACCACCUGGGAUUCUCAGUGUGAAACCAGUUUGGGGCAUCAAACGAAUGGUUCAAAUAGAAUGGAAAAGGCCCAAGCUGGUACCUUCUUCAUCUCAUUUAAAAUACACACUUCGAUUCAGGACAGUCAACAGUACCACCUGGAUGGAAGUUAACUUCACUGAGUAUCAUUUCAAUGCCACCCAAAACUACAACCUCACCGGGCUACAGGCUUUCACGGAGUAUGUCGUAGCUCUGCGGUGUGUGACUACGGAGUCAAGGCUCUGGAGCGCCUGGAGCCAAGAAGAAAUGGGAAUCACCGAGGAAGAAGCUCCGUAUGGCCUGGAUCUGUGGAGAAUCUUGAGACCAGCUGAGGCAGAUGAAAGAAGACUGGUGUGGUUGCUGUGGAAGAAAGCAAGAGGAGCCCCAAUCCUGGAGAAAACACUUGGCUACAACAUAUGGUACUUUCCAGAAAAUAAAACUAACCUCACGGAGAUCAGGAACACCACUAACCAGCAGUUUGAACUGGACCUGGGAGGCGAGGCAUAUUGGGUGUCUGUGAUUUCUUACAAUUCUCUUGGAGAAUCUCCAGUAGCCACCCUGAGGAUUCCGGCCAUUCACGAAAAACCACUGUGUCACGUUGAGGCCCUGCAGGCCUGCCUUGCUCAGGACCAGCUGGUGGUGGAGUGGCAAAGCUCUGAUUCGGAGGUGGACACGUGGAUGGUAGAGUGGUUCCCAGAUUUGGACUCAGAGCCCCCGGCUCUUUCCUGGGAACUUGUGUCUCAGGCCAGGAAUUGGACAAUCCAGCAAGAUAAACUAGAGCCUUUCUUGUGCUAUAACAUCUCUGUGUAUCCAAUGUUGCAAGACCAAGUGGGCGAGCCAAAUUCCAUUCAGGCUUAUGCCAAAGAAGACAUUCCAUCAAGAGGUCCUAGGACCAAGGUGGAGAAUAUUGGUGUGAAGACAGUCAUGAUUGUAUGGGAAGAGAUCCCCAAGAGUGAGAGAAAUGGUAUAAUCAGAAACUAUACCAUAUUUUGCCAAGCCGAAGAUGGAAAAGAAUUCUCCAAGACAGUCAACUCUAGCGUGCUGCAGUAUGGCCUGGAGUCCCUGACACGGCAGACCUCUUACACUGUUAAGGUCAUGGCCAACACCAGUGCUGGGGGGAAACUUGGGAUGGAGAUAAAGUUCAGGACAUUAUCACUCAGUGUCUUUGAGAUUUUUCUUAUAUCUUCUCUGACUGGAGGAGGGCUUCUUACUCUCAUCGUCCUGACAGUGGCAUAUGGUUUCAAAAAGCCCAACAGAUUGACUCACCUAUGUUGGCCCAAGGUCCCCAAUCCUGCAGAAAGUAGUAUAGCCACGUGGCAUGGAGGUGAUUUCAAGGAUAAGCUAAACCUGAAGGAAUUCGAUGACUCUGUGAACCCAGAAGAAGACAGGAUCCUAAAACCACUUUCUACCUCCAGUGACCUUAUUGACAAGUUGGUGGUGAACUUUGAGAAUUUCCUGGAAGACAUUUCCAUAGAAGCUGGAAAGUUUCAGGAAAACAUUUUGGGAGGGGAAGAGAAUGAGUACAUGACCUCCCCCCACAGGCCUGACUAUCCUCCAGGGAAGAAUUUUGAAGAGUCCCCAGUUUCAACUGAGAUUGCUCCCAGAAAAUCCCAGUACCUGUGUUUGGGAAUGGCAGAAGAGGCCUGCUCAGAGGCCAGUGAGCAGGGUCUCUUUUCCGGUCAGAGUUUAGGGCCAGACCACCUCUGUGAGGAAAGAGCACCAAAUCCAUAUUUGAAAAAUUCAGUGACAACCAGAGAAUUUCUCAUGUCUGAAAAACUUCCAGAACACAGCAAGAAAGAAGUUUAA